Molecule: messenger RNA, 1578 nt
Organism: Thelazia callipaeda (thelaziosis nematode)
Lineage: Eukaryota; Metazoa; Nematoda; Chromadorea; Rhabditida; Thelaziidae
Source: the annotation of a GenBank genome assembly
AUGGAUUUUCAAUCUCUUUCAGCCAUGGAAAAGAGGCUCAAGGCAUCUUUGCAGUCUGCGAUUGAAAAAGUACAUUCAGCAACGGAAGCGAAGUACACAACAGUCGACAGAAUCAAUGACCAUACUCGUAUUAUGAAAAAGACCAUUGACGAAGGGGAGAAAGGCGAUUGGGUCCAAGUGACAAAUGCACAAGAAAAAGUGGAUGAAGCCAUGAGUAAUGAUGCUAGACAAGAGAGAGAUGCUAGGAACUACUUAGAUAACGUUAAAAAGAUAAUUGAAUUGGGAGAAGAAGAUGAACUAACACGCAGUAGUCCGUUACUGCAAAAUGCCCUUGAAACAGUUCAUAAACUUGUGAGGCAGCUGGAUGAAAUGAAUUUCGUCGUCAGAAAGACUCGUAAUGAAGGACGUGUUUUAAGUGAAUACAAAGAUUUAAUUGAUAAAAGUCGUAAACAGUUUGCAUCAGAAUUGAAAUCAGUUCUUCCUCACGUUGACAUUCAUGCUCAAGAAUUAAAGCUCAACGAAGACGAAUUAAAUGCUUUAAUUGCACAUGCACAUUUAAAAGUAGAUCAGCUGAGGCAACAGCUUGCUGAACAGCAGGUUCGUGAAGAGCAGAACAUUGCGCUGGCUCUAGAAGAGCAAAAGAAAUCUCAAAGUAAGUUGAAUGAGGAAGAAAUCAAUCUGAAAAUCCAGAAACUUCGUGAAGAAAUGCAGUCAGAGGCGGAAAAAAAGCUUCUCAUUCAAAGAAAACUUUGGGAUUCCGAGUUGGAAGAAAAGCUGCAGAGAGCAUCUGCUGCUCAUUCGCAGCAUAUUGAAGAAGUUGUGCGUGCACAAAGGAGUCUUUUUGACAUUGAAGAGAAGCAGAAGAUAGAACAAGCUGUUUUGGAGGAGCGUUCUCAUGUAAACGCAAAUUUAGUUCUAGCACAAAAAAAAUUAGAAGGGAUCGAAGCUGCUCUGAAAUCACGCUCUUCACAAGAUCUAAAGAAUCGUCGUGCUAAAUACAUUUGGAUAGCAUCACAGGAUAUGGUCGAUUCUGUAGUAUAUGGAAUAAGAGGAGGUGCUGCUGAUGAAUCACGUAAAAAACCGUUAGCAACUGAGCUUCAUUCAAUUAGAGAAGCGGAUAAAAAUGAUGACUUCGUAGCAUGUUUAAUCGGUGCUCUCACAGAUGAUAUAAUAUAUAAUGGCGUAUUCACUGAAGAGGAUUUGAAAGCGAGAUUUAGUAAGUUAUACAAGAUUUGUCGGCGAAUUGCCAAGAUGAACGACAAUAAUAUGGGAUUAUUUCAGUACUGUUUAUCAUUCUUGCAAAAUGCAUUGUCUUUUGAUUCGUCCGAGAAGUUUUCAAAAGCGGAAAAGUUUGAUCCCGUUACUUUGGAUUCGUAUGAAAUACUGGCCAGAACAAAAAGCCUUGUUAGAGAAGGUGACUUAAAUUCAGCAGUACGAAUGCUACAACUUUUGACAGGUCCAGCUAGAUAUGUAGCACGAGAUUGGAUAAAUGAUGCGCGAGCGCAUCUUGAGGCGCGUUUCAUUGCAGAAGUACUGAUUUCACAUGCAGCUAUCAAUAACUAUUCAUCUAUUUAUUAA